Molecule: messenger RNA, 1565 nt
Organism: Trichoplusia ni (cabbage looper)
Lineage: Eukaryota; Metazoa; Arthropoda; Insecta; Lepidoptera; Noctuidae
Product: venom allergen 5-like
Exons: 6
Coding region: 606-1274 (222 amino acids)
Cellular component (GO): extracellular region
Source: RefSeq, a predicted model, not a curated record
AAAAAAAUACUUGAAAAAGAAUACCUAUUUACUUACAUAAAACAACAAAUUGCCUUAGAAAUAUUCGUCGGCAUUGCUAUUGCAUUGCCGCUAUGGAUAGCAAUGCAUAUUCCUCAGUGCAAGGUAAAAGGCAGCCUUAGGGUCGCGCAAAAUAUUAAUAAAACGCUUUAGGAUACUUUUAUUGAGAAUUAUUACUUUUGGGUGCCGUGGUCCAAAACUUUUAACCCCAAACAAGUAACUACCAAAUAGGUAAGUAACUUACUAUAUUUGUGCCGUUUGUAGGGAUUUUCAGAAUGAUUGCAGCUUCUAUGAUUGAUAGAACGAGCGGCUAUAAAUUAUGGUAUAUAUCUACGUAAACCACAGGCCGGAACAAGACCAGGACCAAGGACCUAGUUGAAUUAAAUAGUUAAUACUCUUUUAUUCUAUAAGAAAAGUGGCAAAAAGAAAACUUAUCUCGUCAUUAAGAAAAUAAUUAUCAUUAAGGAAUCGGACGGAACCAAUUAAACCACAAGUGUGUAAUCGUUUUCUAGUAGUAUAAAAGACAUUUACCAGCACAUCGGCAUAUUAGUCACUUCACUGUCACUAGAAGUACUUUUAUUCAAGCCAUGGAGCUCAAAGUGAUCUUUCUUUUGACUUUCUUGACUAUUGCGCAAUGCCAAUUGAUACCGUUGUCAUGUGCUCAAAUUCGGGCCUUUGUCGAUGGUCACAAUUCGAGGAGGCUGCUGCUAGCCCAAGGCAGGGUACCGGGACAACCUGCGGCUAGUAAAAUGAAUAUAGUGCUUUGGGAUGAGGAACUACAUGUAAAGGCGGCUAAAUGGGCGCUAAGCAAUAAGAAUUUCCACAACCCGGAUAAACAUAUUCCAUCCGGCAGAUUUACCACUGGGGAAAAUUUGUAUUGGUACUAUACAACUGAUAGUAAAUACAAUCUGAAUCCGGACAUGGCAUUAGAGUCUUGGUUUGGUGAACAUGCUAACUUCACAUAUGGCCCACUUCAGGAAAGUGACUUCGAUAAUUCCAAAAACUAUCAGAUUGGCCAUUACACUCAGAUGGCAUGGUCUGACAGCAUCUACAUCGGCUGCGCUAUAUCGCAAACAAGAAAGAACAGAUGGAACAAUUUUUAUGUGGUCUGCAACUAUGGUCCAGGUGGUAACUACGUCAAUGAAACACCGUACGAGACUAGUGCUGACUCCAAUGGAAAAUUGUACUGCGGUACCAAAGACUGCAGCCAGCCUUAUGGACCUAAAUGUGAAAACGACCGAUACAAUAUAAUUUAAUAAAGAUUUUAUUCUUAAAUUAUUGUUUUGUCUUUUGGACAUAAGCGUUUCAUGAUGAUGAAAAUUAUAUUUGCUAAUGCCUAUCCAACUUCACUCUUCCUUUAAAAAUGACGCUAGGGUUAGUAGAUAUCUCGCCUUCUUCUUGUACGAUACAAAUCUUAAUUCAGUUUUUGUCAGUUCAGUCAUGUCACGUAAAGAUUUGUGUUGAGAUGAAACGUACCGAACCAUGCUUAAAACGUGCUAGAAAAUAGUGUUAUUUAUACAAUAUAAUAUAAUAUAAUGUGAGAAUAA